Molecule: messenger RNA, 1006 nt
Organism: Eruca vesicaria subsp. sativa (arugula)
Lineage: Eukaryota; Viridiplantae; Streptophyta; Magnoliopsida; Brassicales; Brassicaceae
Source: the annotation of a GenBank genome assembly
UCCUCGAUACUCUCUCCUCCUUAUCGCCAUGGCCUCCGUCGCUUUACCAACGUUCACCUGCCGGAGCUCAGGCGAACCGACGAAGGAGCUUCGCGUCUGCACAAACCGCACCUGCCGAAAACAAGGCUCAUUCCAAAUCCUCGAGACGUUAACCUCCCUCGCACCUCCCCAACUCCAAGUCAAUCCCUGCGGUUGCCUCGGCCGUUGCGGCUCAGGCCCGAACCUCGUCGCUCUCCCUCAAGGUAUCUUCCUUCGUCACUGCGCCACUCCUUCUCGAGCUGCUGAGAUCCUGUUCAGCCUAUGCGGCGAUGGCCGGAGAGCUUCUUCUUCUUCCUCGGCCGUUACAGACGCUCUCGCCGCUUUAGCGCUAACAAACAAUGCUCUCUCUCAGAUCGAAUCUGGAAAAUUCGAAGAAGCUGAAUCACUUCUCACACAGGCUUUGGAGAUGAAACCAUAUGGUGGAUUGCAUAGAAUAUUCGAACACAGAGCAGUUGCGAAACUGGGGAUGUUUGAUUACUGUGGGGCUCUUGAAGAUAUAAGUCAAGCUUUAGCAUUAGCUCCUAACUAUUAUGAGGCCUACGUUUGCCAAGGUGAUGUUUACGUUGCAAAAGGUCAAUAUGAUCUCGCUGAGAAGUCGUACUUGAAGUGUUUAGAGAUUGAUCCUACUCUUCGCAGAUCAAAAUCAUUCAAGGCGCGGAUUGCAAACCUUCAAAAGAAAGCUGUUGAAGCAGAUGUGAGUUAGAAGUAUCAUGAGAUUUGGAGUUGUGUUGGGUGUUGGAUGCAUAUAGCUCACUACGUGUCUGUCACUUUUAAGGGUAAUUCUUUUGGCCGUUGCAGUAAUGACUCUUUCGUUUGGGUAGAAGGGUUUCCAAGAGCUCCAAAGUAUGUUGUUUAUAGGUUUAUUAGUAAUGAGGUUUCGCUGUCUAUAUUAUUCAAGCUAAUGAUAUAUAUAUUAUUGAGAUGAUAUUAUUCAAGUAAAUGACAUUAUUUUGAUACUAGAGACGAC